Molecule: messenger RNA, 595 nt
Organism: Pyrus x bretschneideri (Chinese white pear)
Lineage: Eukaryota; Viridiplantae; Streptophyta; Magnoliopsida; Rosales; Rosaceae
Exons: 2
Coding region: 1-444 (147 amino acids)
Source: RefSeq, a predicted model, not a curated record
AUGAAAUUACGAAAUUGCCCAUGCUGUCUACGCGGUGAUCCGGUUCUACAAAAUCUCAUCUAUUCCUUCCAUUGUCAGGACUCCACUACUGCUUCGUCUCACAGAAGUCCGCCUAAGAGCAAAGAAGAUCAUGUUCAAACUCAAUUCCCUCAACUCGCUGCGAGCUCUGAGGGACCUCCACGCCUCCCAAUCUGCCGGCGUCAGAGCGCUCACCACCUGUUCGUCAUUAAUCCUCAAACAGCGGAACCCACUUCUCUCUCUCUCCGUCGCCGUUUGCCUUCGCACCGUCGCACAAUCUGCAUGUCGUUCGAAACUUCUAGAGCAGCCGUGAUUUCAGACCUGGACUGUCGAAUGGAGAGGAUGAAAAACAACUGCAGGAAAGCAGCAAUGGAGACCCGGCAGCAGCAAAUUCAAGUCGAUCUGGGUAAUCUCGUGGUCUCUUAAGUUAUUUUUCUUUACUUAUUCAAUAUAUCUCUAUUUUUUGGUAAUAUUUUUGUGUACUUCUGGGCUUUUUGAAAUGAUUGCUUUUGAGAGAUUAAUUGAAAAUUUACUUUUGGAAAUUGGGAUUUUAUUUGGAUUAAUCCUAUCAGUGAAA